AUGCAGCCAGGCGCGAUCAGUCGCUGCCGGAGCGGGAUGGCGGCGGAGCCGCGGCGGCGCCUGGUGCACCUGGACCUGAAGGGCGCGCCGCCCCGCGCCCCGUUCCUGUCCGAGGUGCUGCCGCUGCUGGGAGCGCUGGGCGGCACCGGGCUGCUGCUGGAGUACGAGGAUGCCUUCCCCUACGCGGGGGCGCUGCGGGCGCUGCGGGCGCGGCACGCUUACCGCCCUGCUGAGCUGCGUGCCCUGCUGAGCCAGGCCAGGACACAGGGCCUGGAGGUGGUGCCGCUGGUGCAGACCUUUGGGCACAUGGAGUUUGUGCUGAAGCACAAGGAGUUCGCUCAUCUCCGGGAGGUGAAGGAGUUCCCCAACGCUCUCAACCCACACAAGGAGGAGUCACGGGCACUGGUCAAAGCCAUGAUUGACCAGGUCAUGGCAUUGCAUGAAGACUUGAAGUGGUUUCACAUCGGAUGUGAUGAGGUCUACUACCUUGGCGAAGGAGAGGAGUCAAAGCAGUGGCUGCAGCAGCAAGGCAACACUCCAGAGAAGCUGUGCUUAUCCCACAUAAAAGCAGUUGCAAGCUGUCUGGUCUCGUCUUAUCCCACCGUGAUGCCCAUUGUGUGGGACGAUAUGCUCAGAGGGAUGAGUGAGGAAACGCUGGCAGAGUCUGGGGUCCCGCAGCUUGUGCAGCCGAUGAUCUGGGACUACGCAGCAGACCUCAAUGUGGAGGACAAAGUGCAUCUCAUAGAGAAGUAUCGUAGAUGCGGCUUCUCCAAGGUGUGGUUUGCUAGUGCUUUUAAAGGAGCUACAGGAGUGAAUCAGUCUCUGACGCUUAUUGGACACCACUUGAAAAACCAUCUUCAGUGGCUGGAAGUGGCAAGGAACAGCCCUGCUGACGUCCUUGAAGGUAUCGCACUGACCGGCUGGCAGAGGUAUGAUCACUUCUCUGUGUUGUGUGAGCUUCUCCCUGUGGCGAUGCCCUCCCUGGCUGUGUGUCUGCAGGCACUAAAGAACGGUGGCUAUUCUGAAAAGGUUAAAGAAAACGUGGAAAAGCUCCUGGGAAUGUCCAACCUGGAAACAGAAACUUUCAUGAGCACGAGUCUGGGGACCUUUCCUGGGAGCAACAUCCUUGCACUUGUGACGCACGUUAGUUUCUACCUCAAGUCAUCGGUGGAUGAGCUGCUGGAAAGGAACAGAUACGUCACUGGCUGGUUCAGCCCCUACCACAGGAAAAGGAAGAUUAUUCAUCCUAUAAUAAUGCAUCACUUUCAGCCGGAUGCAGUAAGCCUUCUCUCCAAGUGGAAUGCCGUGGUGCAAGACCUGCAAGCAGCCAUGGAGCAAGUUUUCCAUGAAUGUACAGUAGAGGAGUGGAUGGAGGAGAACGUCCACCCCAGUCUACAGAAGCUGCAGCAAGUAGUGGAUGAUUUAGAUGAAGCAAUAAAAGCACAAAAUUAGGGGCAUUUCAAUUAGUCUGUCUUAUUCUAUGGGACAACAUGGUUAGUGGAAAUCUGCAACUGGUCACACAGCGAGAGCUUGUCACCUUAGAGCUGGAGCAAGAGCUGUGAUUAAACAAGUGACCUGAAGGCAUAAGGAAAUUGUUUAGUGUGAUAGUCUUCAACUCUAAUAAUUUUCCUGUCUUAACACAUUGCUGAGCUUUAAAUCACCUGCCCUGUAAAGUCAGGUUUGCUCCCAUUAAGUAACGGAACGCAGGAGUAAGUCGGACCUUGGCUGUAUCACAAGGCAGGAGAAAACCCCAGUUUCUUCCACAUUCAGUAUUUGUAGUAACAGGUUUUUGUGCACAAGUGACCUGGGAAAGUUCCACAGGUCCUGCUCUAAUCGGCAGCAAACAUGUCCUUCCUUUGCAAUUGCCAUAAAAAGAAGGCUUCAGAGUAGUUUAAACCUGCCUUAAGUGCUCAUUGUCUGUGCUGGGACAGCCACCUGCAAGCAGGGUUGCGUCCUGCCCUUCCCUCCCAAGUCCUUUCCCAGCCCAGAGCAGCUGCUUUGUUCCAGAUUUUGGUUUAGUCUUUGAAAUACAUAAACAUGCGGAUCUUAACUCCACCUUUGAUUGAGAGCAGGAAAUGAACCCCCAGCUGUUUGCAGCAGCCCAAGCGAGGCGCUGCCGUUGACACUCACUAGGCCCCAGCAGGCACGUGAAAGCAGAGGCACCUCCUGUUCUCAAGCCACAGGGACAGGGCUGCUGCCAGGCAUUAAGGCUGAGUGUUUGGGCUUCCUCCGCUCUGUGUGCCCCACCAGUCACUCCAUCGGCAGGUCUGGGCCAAGUGGUAACAGAGAUUGCCAUCAGUAUUUUAAUAUAUUUUAAUUUUUAAAAAAAGUGACACAAAACAAGUUUUCCAAGUUGAUUUUAUCUUUUUUUCUCUUAAAAAAAAAACAGUAUAGAAGCCCUUGCAGAAAUUCUACUUGCAAUUUUAAAGUAGAAAAGUAAUUUGUAAAUAUUUUCCAUAAGUGUUUCUGCCUCUCAGCAAUCUACCGCAGCGUCACAACAAGUGCUUUUUGCUAUAUAAGCCAGGGUAGCUUUUGGUAUCUGUAACUGUUCACAAAUCCAGCACCAAGAGUCAGAUCUCAGCCAUGUGGUAUAAAUGUUUGGAUUUUCUUUGAGACUUGCACAAUUGAUCCGUUACUGGCAUACCUCGUUUUGUGAGCUAUUGGAAUAUUAGAUUAUAGCUUAGGUGACAUGAACUCUCCCUCCAUACAACGUGGUCUUGCUUUUGUUCAGGAUGACAGCCGAGGCUGUGAUCCCACCCAGCCAACUCCACGUGUGCCACUCGAGUUGCGGCUGAAGCACCUGCCGGGUGGCACAGCGGCUGCGGUUCUGUUGCAGGAUGCAAUAGAAAGUGUUGGCUUUAUGCAGCAGGGGCUGCAUCCAACUUCAGGUUUUCAAAUCACUUGUAAAUCAAGCUGCUGCCAUCCAGUCUCAAGUUCUGGACAGCCCAAGAGGCAAAACUUCAACAAAUCCCACUCAAGUAAUACUCUUCCAGGAGUAACCAAUUGCCUAAGCAAAAUCAGUCUCUCACAUCAUUCCUUUUUAGUACAACUUUUUAGUUCCUGUACAUCAGGCAGACACGAGGUUACGCUUUACUGCACCUUUUAUACACAAGGCCCAAGAGAAAUGAGGAUAACUACACAAAAAAAGCCCUCAGCAAAAUGGUGCAAAGCAGCAAGAGAUGAGGAUCAGGGAGAAGACUAAUGGGAAGAGGGAAGACCAGACCCUGUCCUGAGUGAGGACCUGCUGCUCUGCUCAGUUCCUUCCAGCGCCAUCACAUUGCACAGACAUUGCCAUCAGCAAAUCCGUGUUAACAGCAAUCUGCCAGUUAACUUCCCGUGCACAGUUACUGCAAAACCUGAAAAUGUGGAUAUGUUUUCCCAGUACAAAAGACAGUCAGUUUCGGAAGACAGGAAGCUCAAAACCUGGAGCAAGAGAAACUCACAUCAGCCUGCACCACGCACUAAGGUAUGGCCCUCGAGGGCCACACUGCAACACCCGUGCCAUAGGUCAGUACAAUAAGCUCCCGGCUGGGUGUGACACGCAGCCUGCAGGCAGAACCCAUGGGUCCUGGAGGACUCACUCAGUCUGUUCCUGUCAGCUCUGCCUACAGAGCUCAGGUCCCCAUUUGAAAUUGUUGUGCAGCAACAGAGCUGUGAAAUGCAAACUGGACACAGUACCAGAGAGGACUGCACCAACUGAAAGAGUCCAAAUACUACACAUUGUGGCACAAGGCGGCAGUUCUCCCUCUCCCCCCUGCCAUCACCAGGAUGCCAAGGUGUAAGGGGGGGGUCUACGCAAUGUCUUGAAAGAUGAGACAUCAACUCAAAAUGCAACUUACUCUACAAAAUGUAUUUCAAGCUAUGUCAUGCUUUGCUACAGGUUAUUCCCCUUCCUAGGGAUUGAUUUUCCUUAUGCAGUUUCAGUCUCUGUGUAACAAUACUGCAUCAUCUGUGGGUACCUACAUCACUAACCUCAGGAAUGUACAGUGAGACAGAGGCACCAAAGAGCUCGGCAGCAGCAGGGCACGCAACGCAGUGCAGGGUCAGAUCAACAGACGUACCUUUCUACAGCUGAUUUUUAACUGGAAAACCACAGCAUGGUUUGUAUCUUCCAGGGAAUGUUAGCUCUCAUGGAAAGACAAGGGAAACCCGGUAUAGCCAAGACUGAAUGCAGGCAUCUUUGCCUGGUUCAUCCACAGUCUAACCUGUGGGCUCAGAGUAUCAAACGGAACGCAUAUCCACGCCACACACGCCCUCUGGAUGUCCUCGCCACAGAGCGGCCAUUACCUGCAAGCUGAGCUUCUGUGCUUACAUCAUUAAACACUCCAGGUUUUUUUCAGCAUUCCUUACUGGAAGUCCUGAGAACACCUGAUAUUCUCAUUUUACACAGGGAGGAAGGGGAAGAGUUUUCCCAGUUCCCAAUCUCAUCCUCCAAUCUCCAAAAUAAGCAUCACCAAGGGUACAGAUCAGAGUGGAUUUAAAUGAUACUCUUUUCAAAGUGCUCCAUCUGCACUAUUUUUUAACCAGGUUUGGUGAUGAUUCUUAGUUUACAGCUCUGCUUCAGAAUAAAGGCCAAAUUGCCUGCAACCUAACUUUUCACCUUCAUACGUAGCAGCUUAAUAGUUCCAGUGCUGUGGAGCAGCAACCGAAAACGGCAUGACUAGCCCACCAAACCAGAGAGCUGCACAAGGAUGUCUGUUGGCAGAGGUCCGCUUUGAUACCUGAGGUGAUUACAAGUUUCUUGUCUUGUUUAACAGUAACAGAGCCGCUUCUGUGCUGCAGCCGCACUGCCUCAACAGCUCUCUCGCUGUCAGGGUUUCAUCGCCCUUUCAAACCGACAGUCAGAGCAUCCUUCUUGCAGUUCACACACUCAGCCUGAACGGCUGGAAGUGAAAUCUUGGUACAGCCUGUUCUUUGGUCAUGCGGUCGUGCGCUUGGUUUCAGAUACAGCCAAAACACACAACAGGACACGGCUUCUGCUGAAAGCUUGUCCAAGCUUUCUCUUCUGCGGAGGUGGAGCACUUUGAAAGAAGAAUGCCGGUUCUUUUAAGUCCUGAAGACACCACGGCAGAAGAUGACUGCUGCUGGCAAACAUGAAAGCAGACCACACAGUUACCUUGUGCCCCAUUUGGAUCUGCUAGAAAUAACUGUGUAAAUAUUUCCUGGUUCAGGCCUUACCGCCAUACAAUUCCUAACAAAGCCAUGAACAAGCAGUUUUAGCAUGUUGAUGGAACUUCCAGCUCUUCACAGCUCUUUUUCUUGUACUGAAGUGUCAGUAUAGGCAUGGUGAAGUUUUAGUUCUAGACAACGUGCUAACAGAGGUAGCUUUUACUUCAAAAAUAUUGUGGAAAAUUCAUAUUUUAACUAUUCGUGAAACCAUUGGUUGGAAUAGAGAACACUAUACACACAUAUACACACAGAGUAAAACACA
Cuculus canorus (common cuckoo) is the source of this 5431-nucleotide messenger RNA. It is a transcript of the gene HEXD, whose product is annotated as hexosaminidase D. Lineage: Eukaryota; Metazoa; Chordata; Aves; Cuculiformes; Cuculidae. Gene Ontology annotation, molecular function: hexosaminidase activity. The transcript is spliced from 12 exons. The coding region runs from base 1 to 1452 and encodes 483 amino acids. Gene Ontology annotation, biological process: carbohydrate metabolic process. The record is from RefSeq and is a predicted model, not a curated record.